Messenger RNA from Gloeophyllum trabeum ATCC 11539, 858 nucleotides. RefSeq lists its product as uncharacterized. The annotation marks the transcript as partial. NCBI's taxonomy places the organism in Eukaryota, Fungi, Basidiomycota, Agaricomycetes, Gloeophyllales, Gloeophyllaceae. The transcript has 2 exons. The record is from RefSeq and is a predicted model, not a curated record.
GUCUGCACGUCCUCAGUCGCCCUCGAGAUGGCAUCCAAUGCAAAGGACUCACAGCAGGACCAGCAGCAGUCCAAUCUGUUGCCGCAGUACGGGUUCGGCCCAGAGCUGUCGUUUGAGAAGCUGGUCGAGCAGAACCCGUUCCUCUUCCGGGUGUACACACCACGACCGCUAGGGCCGUUCUUCGAUGCGACGGACGCCUACUUCCUCGGGGAGUCCUUCCAAGGUGAAGAUGACCAGUCGAUCCCCGAUCUCAACCUAUUACCUCGAUCGCGGUCCGUGAAGGAGAGUAUCUUUGCGGCGACGUAUGCUGACGCCGUCAGGCAUCUGGACUGGACAACGAAGUCGACAUCGCCGUUUGUAUCGACUUCGUUCAGCUUUGCCUGGGCGGUGUGGGAGGCAUGCAGACGAUACAAGCUCAACGUCAAGCAUGAUGUCCAUAUCGCGGUCAUCGAUGCUAGGGCCCUGGUCGGCCGAGCAGUGACCGCCAUCGAGCUUCUGAGAAAUGGAUCGGCGAAAGAGCGACACAGUGACCAUUGGAAAUUCUACCGGUUCGCGACCGAGUCACAAGAUGUGCUGGUCUACGGAUACAUUCCUGGCAGUGCUGUGCUCUCCUCAAUACCCUUGGUAUCCAUACUCGACUCUCUCCCUUCCUAUUUCCUCCGACCCGUUCCCGACACGUCCCUCAAUAAGGACAUCAGCGCGCUCUCGCGGCUAACAUGGGAAUACACUCAGAAGAAGUCCACAUACCGCCAUUUCUGCAAACAAAUGUCCGAGAACUUCCUGCGAAUGAACCCUGAAUGUCGACUAAGGGAUACGACGGCAGGCUCUAUCCGGCUUGCCGUGCGUCUCCUGCGCACG